Molecule: messenger RNA, 976 nt
Organism: Pollicipes pollicipes
Lineage: Eukaryota; Metazoa; Arthropoda; Thecostraca; Pollicipedomorpha; Pollicipedidae
Product: proclotting enzyme
Exons: 2
Coding region: 20-976 (318 amino acids)
Biological process (GO): proteolysis
Molecular function (GO): serine-type endopeptidase activity
Source: RefSeq, a predicted model, not a curated record
GCUGAGUAGCGGCCGCAAGAUGCUGUUCGCUUCAAUCGCCGCCACCGCGGUGAUGCUGGCGCUAGUCCAGGGACAGGCUAUCGAUUUCAGCUUUGCGGGUACCUGUGCGAGUCGGGACUUUGGUUUUGGAACGUGCGUGACACCUGACAAGUGCCGACAAGCCAACGCGGAGCGGACGCGGAACUGCGACGGACAGGUUUGCUGCCCCCGCAACCAGCUGAUUCUGACAACCACCGCGGCCCCGGACGCGUCGGAGACUUUCCAGCAGCUGGUGCAAGAAUGCGGCCGAGUGCAGCCCGGCGGGGUCAUCUUCAGCAGGUCCAUCCGCAGCGUUCGGCGGAUGCAACCGGUCAUAGAAGCUGCGCCAGAUUUCCCCAUCAUGCCAGUGGUCGGCGGUGUGCCAGCCACUCCGAGCAAGUGGCCGUGGAUGGCGCUGCUCGGCGAGCGGAAGGAAGGCGAAACGCGCUGGACCUGUGGCGGCACGCUCAUCGCCCCCAGCACGGUGCUGACGGCGGCGCACUGCGUCAACGGCCGACAGCCGCCCCAGCUGGUCGUGCGGCUGGGCGAGUACAACAUCUCGCACACCCGAGACGGCCGCCACCAGGACCUCGGCGUGUCCCGUGUCGUGCUCCACCCCCUACCGGCCGUGCCAGAGGCGCUGCAGGAGGUGCGUCUGCAGGUGGUGGACCCGGCGCAGUGCGAGCGCAACUACCGCGAGGCGCCGUCUUUCGAUACCUUGUUCCCCGGCGGUUUCCAGGGCACCAAGGUAUGCGCCAACGGCCGCGACGGCACGUCCAAGGACGCUUGUCAAGGCGACUCUGGCGGCCCUCUGGUGAUCCAGGGCGCCGACGAUCGUUACCAGGUGAUCGGUGUCGUCUCCACCGGCCUGGGCUGCGGAAACCCAAAGUAUCCGGGCAUCUACACCAAGGUGUCCAAGUACAUCCCCUGGAUCGUGGACAACAGCCAGCGGCAGUGA